AUGGAGGGCCUGAGCUACCAUCAAAGGGCAUUGGUCAGAGACUUCAAUCGUCCCUUUGACGACAUCACACGAGAAGAGAAACUCUGGUAUCUCCGCACCAGCCUAGAAGCAGACCACCUCGGUAACCAGUUUUGGAUGUGCGCCUGGCGUACCUACGAGCCUCCAAUUGACGAGCCUCUGCCUCGAAUCCCAGCUUAUCAAUUCAAAGACAUCUGCAACAAGUCAGUCCCCAUCUAUAUCCUAAGGGGCCAUUGGCGACUUGCAGGUAUUCUCAACAACUACAUCUAUCGCCGAUGGUUCAAGCCUUACCGCAGCGAGAUUGAGUACGGUCGUUUCAUCACCAAAUUCAUCGCUCUCAGAAACACAGACACCCCGUCGCCGGCCAUUCUGCAGAACAUCAAGUCCCUGAACGAAGCUGUCAGCGCAGAGAUCCGUGAGCGUCGUCUGGGAUACGACCGAGAAAUCGCCACGGGAACUGCAGGAUCCGACGUCGUUGCCGACCACCAGAAUUACAUCCUUCAACCACUCUUCCAAGCCCUCCUCCUCGUCCUCAACCCAACAGAUUGGAAUGGCGAAGAUUCGAGCUCAAUUGGCAAGAUCCCCGUAAUUCUUGUGCGUACUGGCGUCGAAGAUGGGCUUAGUGAACCAAUCACAUUCGAACCAAUUGCCGACAAGAUUGACGCCUAUGUUGGAGAAGACGCCAUCAGAACCACAGUUGAGACUGCUAUUGGUUUUGUCAUGGACCUGGAAGCCCGUGAAACGAGGGCAUUUGGCCUUCGACCUGACCCGAUUGCCUCGUGGGAUCCAGAUGCUUCCUUCUGCGAAUGGCGAGAGAUAAUGCCGUAUGACCAAUUGGUCGGGCCCAGCUCUCGGUUUGUAGAUGACGAGCGAUAUCCGGAGUGGUCAGGGGCUGGCCAUCGGAUGGACACUGAAGACAGUGUUGCACAUGAGCAGCGAGAGCUCCGGCAUUAUGCCUAUUCACAGGGCCAGGAAACCACUUUGAUUCUCACCUAUCGCGGCGCCUCAACCAACAGAGCUUCAGACGCGCAGACUUGUAUAUGUGUCACUCUAUUACGAGGGGACCGGCAGGGGAUUCUGCGCAACUUUAUACCUUUGAUCGGUGCCGUAUCACCACCUGGGUCUCGGUCAACUACAGCCUGUGCCAUCACCACCAGUACACCCCUGGUAAAAGUUAAUAUCUAUGGAUAUCUAUGGAAGAAAGAGGUCAACUAUAUUCUGCUACUACCGCUAUGUAUUUCUAGUCUGAUUGAAGUUCAAAGAAGACUGGAUCAUUCCGGUAAUUUCUCUCCACCGCAUAGGUCGCAGAAAAGGCAAACAGCCGACCUCCCCAACAGCAACGGCGACUACACGAUGGAAGCCAAAUCUCAGACAAGCAAGGAAGGCGAGCCAAAUAACCCGACAACAUGGGAUUUCACGGUCCCGGCUGAGUUAGCUCCUAGACUUCCAAUGUGA
This is a messenger RNA of Trichoderma reesei QM6a, 1473 nucleotides long. RefSeq lists its product as uncharacterized. The transcript has 6 exons. Bases 1 to 1473 code for a protein of 490 amino acids. Lineage: Eukaryota; Fungi; Ascomycota; Sordariomycetes; Hypocreales; Hypocreaceae. The record is from RefSeq and is a predicted model, not a curated record.